Molecule: messenger RNA, 3200 nt
Organism: Seriola aureovittata
Lineage: Eukaryota; Metazoa; Chordata; Actinopteri; Carangiformes; Carangidae
Gene: abcg8
Product: ATP-binding cassette, sub-family G (WHITE), member 8
Exons: 13
Coding region: 91-2103 (670 amino acids)
Biological process (GO): cholesterol homeostasis
Cellular component (GO): plasma membrane
Molecular function (GO): ATP hydrolysis activity; ABC-type transporter activity; ATP binding
Source: RefSeq, a predicted model, not a curated record
AGAGAGAAAAAGAGGGGAUCUUAUUAGAAGAGGAAAAAGGGGGCAUUGACCUCUUGACCUUACAAACAUCAACCAGCAACUUGCAUCAUCAUGGACACAGACAUAGACAACGGCAUCAAUUACAAAAAAGGCUCCUCGCAGCAUCAAGACACAGAGUUAUUCUCAAGUGAAGAAGACAGCAGCCUCUACUUCACCUACAGUGGAGGGUGCAACGAGCUUGAGGUCAACAACCUGCACUAUGAGGUAGACACAGCAGCUCAGAUCCCCUGGUAUGAGAGGUUAUCAGAGUUCAAACUGCCGUGGGAGGUAAAAGGAAACAAGCAGACGGCCAUCAACAAGCUCAGCCUCCGAGUCCACAGCGGUCAGAUGCUGGCUGUCAUCGGCAGCUCAGGUUGUGGUAAAACAUCUUUGCUGGACAUAUUAACAUGUCGGGAUGAGGGCGGCACGACGACGUCCGGUCAGAUUCUGAUCAACGGGAAACCCAACACGCCGCAUCUGGUGAAGAAAAGCAUCGCCCAUGUCCGUCAAGACGACCGCCUCCUCCCUCACCUCACCGUCCGCGAGACUCUCGCCUUUGUUGCCAAACUGAGGCUCCCCACCCACUUCACACAGGCUCAGAGGGACCAGAGGGUGGAUGAUGUCAUCGCAGAGUUGCGGCUGCGACAGUGUGCACACACCAGGGUGGGAAACGACUAUGUGAGGGGUGUGUCUGGAGGAGAGAGGAGGAGAGUCAGUAUAGCUGUCCAACUUCUCUGGAACCCCGGUAUUUUGAUCCUGGAUGAGCCCACAUCAGGACUGGACAGCUUCACAGCCCACAACCUGGUGAUCACACUGUCCCGCCUGGCCCGGGGAAACCGUCUGGUCCUGCUGUCGGUCCACCAGCCUCGAUCUGACAUCUUCCAGCUCUUCGACCUCGUCGUCCUGCUGUCGUCGGGUUCAGCCGUUUACUGUGGCGCUGCUCGUGACAUGGUGCCUUACUUCACCGCUCUGGGAUACCCCUGCCCACGAUACUGCAACCCCUCUGACUUCUAUGUUGAUUUGAUCAGCAUAGACCGACGCAGUCCGGAGCAAGAGGCUGAGUGUUUGGAGCGGGCCAGAGUUCUGGCUGAGCACUUUAUGGAGAAGGUCAGAGACACAGACGAUCACAUGUGGAAACCAGCCGGGACCAACACAGCAACACAAACUGAAAGCCCUCAGCAGCCCAGCAAGGCAGGAGGAGAGGAAGUAAUCACAAUUUCCCAGCAAAAAAACAGACUGCCGGGCAGACUUCACCAAUUUACCAUCCUCAUCAGACGUCACAUGUACAAUGACUUCAGGGACCUGGUCACCUUAUUGGUCCACGGCUUCGAGGCCCUCCUCAUGUCACUGCUGGUCGGUUGUCUGUACUACGGGGCCGGAGAAGAGCGUCUGUCCAUCCAGGACACGGUGGCCCUCCUCUACAUGAUCGGAGCUCUCACCCCGUUUGCUGUGGUGCUGGACGUCAUAGCUAAAUGUCACACAGAGAGAGCCAUGCUCUACCACGAGCUGGAGGACGGCAUGUACUCUGUCACCUCCUACUUCUUCGCCAAGGUCCUCGGGGAGUUACCAGAGCACUGUGUGUUCACCUUGGUCUACGGUCUGCCCAUCUAUUGGCUGGCCGGGCUUAACGAGGCUCCGGACCGUUUCCUGCUCAACUUCCUACUGGUGUGGCUGAUGGUUUACUGCAGCCGAGCCAUGGCUCUGUUUGUAGCUGCUGCACUGCCUACCCUGCAGACUUCAGCCUUCAUGGGCAAUUCAUUGUUCACUGUCUUCUAUUUGACUGGAGGAUUUGUCAUCAGCCUUGAGAAUAUGUGGCUGGUGGCCUCGUGGCUCUCGCACGCCUCCUUCAUGCGUUGGGGUUUUGAGGGCAUGCUGCAGGUGCAGUUCAGAGGAAACAAAUACCCCGUCAGCAUUGGAAACUUCACCAUCAACGUUGACGGCAUUCACGUGGUGGAGGCCAUGAACAUGAACCAGUACCCUCUGUUCUCAUGCUAUCUGGUCCUGCUGGCAGUCUGUCUGGUUUUCAUGGGGCUCUAUUACGUGUCUUUAAAAUUUAUAAAACAGAAGUCUAGUCAAGACUGGUGAAAACAUCUGGACCGGUUUCAUCAAUGAGACAAACCCCAUCUGAAAUCACACAUGAGGAGAGUGUUUAAGAAGCCUUUUUUUCUUCAGCAUUGGAAUGAAGUAAUUUGGGUUGUAGUUCGACUGGUUCGACACUGAGCUUUGCAUCAUUGGUUUUACAUUGGUUCCUGUCAGGAUGUUUUAUAGUGAAAAAGUGCUUAAUUCAGGGGAAAAACGCAGGAUACUAAAAGUCUUGAUGUAUGGAUUAAUUCAUUCAGCAAUCCCUCUUUUAUUUGACUUAUCAAAACAAUCUCAAUAUGCACUCAGUGUUUACACUUCAAAUAUGGGAAUAAUUAGUUAAAAAGAGUUGUGAGCACUUUGUGUUGGGUGGAGCAGUACCACUGUCUGCUGCUGGAUGGCAGCAGAGCACUGCAGUAACACCAAUCUUAAAAUGACAGAUUUUUUUCCCUCUCUCCCUCUCUUCUCUGUCUUGGCAAAUGAUUAGAGUGCCACUUUGGCAGAUAUCCAUCUGCAGCUUUUGCUUGUUCCAUUUUCAAUCUUCUUUUUCCUACAGCUUUAUCUUUUUUGUAUAUGUAAGGUUAUUAAGCUUAACAAUGUGUGUGCCAGUAUAGGGAGCACUGAAAAAAAGCCCAGUAGAGAUUUAGUAAGUCACACUCAGAAGAAAAAGAGCUUGUACUUGUUGUGUCCUCAUAGAUUGAAGAUUAUGUAAGCUGUGUGUUUUUGCACUGGUGCAAAAGCCCGAUAAAUGUUUUAGUGAGAUGGUUUGCGUCCAAAUUAGUAAAGUGUUAAAUCGAAUUGCUCCACUGGAGUGUUUAUUUUUGUCUUCAUAAUCUCUGCCAUCCUUUGGACUCAUCAUUCAGUUACAUAGUCUAGUCACUUGUAGCUGUUCGGUUUCAUAACAAUGGAUGUUAUUGAUAAUGUGAUUAUACUUUACAUCCUGAUGGUUAUUUCAUCACAGCAAAAAACUUUUUUACGUGUACGAGAUUCUGUUGUAAAACUCAUGUUCCCUGAUGAUGAUCACUUGUUUUUAAAGAGUGUGAACUCUGCUGUUCUCUGCUCUUCCGAGUCCACAAUUAUGAAUACAAUUUUACCAAUCCGUG